Molecule: messenger RNA, 2916 nt
Organism: Aethina tumida (small hive beetle)
Lineage: Eukaryota; Metazoa; Arthropoda; Insecta; Coleoptera; Nitidulidae
Product: cysteine-rich motor neuron 1 protein
Exons: 4
Coding region: 175-1623 (482 amino acids)
Molecular function (GO): serine-type endopeptidase inhibitor activity; protein binding
Source: RefSeq, a predicted model, not a curated record
CGGCAGUCAGUACUGAGCAGUUCAUGCGCGUUCGUGUCUUGCGUACCUUCGUGUUUUCGUGUUCAUGAUACCGAAGCGGUAUUCGAAAUAAGUUCAGUUUCUAAAAAGUGACUUGGUGCAAUUACGAGACCGGCAAUCUUCUGCAUUCGGAUCAGCAAACGGGCCACCAUCGACAUGACGCUCCGAUUGGUUUUACUCAUUUUCUCAGCAAUUAUAUCAGGCGUACCCUCAGCGCCCUCUCUGGAAGCCUGCCCACCCGACAGCAUCCUGGUGGAAGGAAAUUGCACGUGCAACCUCGAUUCCUGCACGAAACCACCCUGCCUCUUCGAUCUGCUACCCCUAACCAACGGCAGCGAUCUACCCGGCGACUGUUGCCCGACCUACUCCUGCGUCGGUUGCAAGAACGAGACGUUGAUAGAUGGCCAGUGCCCUUGUGCUGAAGGCGCCGUUUUAAAUGAAAAGGGACAAUGCAGCUGCGUUGCCGAGGGCAUGGAAUUGGUGGACGGCGUCUGUCAGUGUAAUCCCGACAGAUGUGAUCUGCCGAUUGUAUGUGACGACCGCUCUGUUCGUGUAAGCGAAGACGACAGCAUCAACAAAGGAAAAUGCUGCAAGCAGUAUAAAUGCAUCGCAUGCCCCCCAGACAGUUUCCCAACGGAUAACCCCGACGACGAACUGGAAAACCACUGCGUCUGCCACAAGUGUCACUACGACUGCAAAAACAACCAGAAGGUGAACGUCCUGAAAGAAGGCAAAGGAUUCCCAGGCGAGUGUUGCGAUUUGUACGAGUGCCAGAACAAUCGAUCGUGCUUGCUUGAAAACCAAAAGUACGAGAGCGGAGCCACUUGGGUGUGGCACCACACCCACAACUGCACUUGCGAGGACGGCCUCGCCAAAUGCUGGAUGUUCAAUCUGAACGACCAGUUUUGCAUCGAAGGAGAUAGAAUAUACAAGGAGGGGGAGUCCUGGCAAGACGAAAUAUGUACGGUUUGUACGUGCAAGAACGGCUCCAGGGCGUGCAUUUCCAAUUACUGCGAUUUCGAGUACAAGAAGAAGGAGUUCUAUAAGCCUUUGAACAACUGUACCGACGAUCAUGAGCACAACUCAUCCUGGAAUCCGGACGAAUGCACCCGUUGUUCUUGCAACAAUGGUACCAUUAGCUGUGAGCAGCUUUGCGAAGUUAUCGUUCCACCAAUAAUCAGCUGCCAACCUCUGGUGCAUUGCCACAAGAAGUGUGAAAAUGGGUUUAAAAUAAAGAAUGGAUGCGAAAUAUGUAAAUGCAAACUGACUGGCAAAUCGAACGAGUUGAACAGAAAUGUUUCGAAAAUUAAAAAGAAUAGUACCAUACAUACAACACCAGCGACUCCGACUACCACUCUGGUUUCUCCCUUCUUUAUUGGCGAUACUAACGAAGCCAUCAAUGUAGCCUGUAACGACAGUGUCAAAUAUACUUGGAUUAUUAUUGGCGUCCUUGGAUUACUUGUUAUGUUGUUGCUCGUCAUCACAAUAUUUUUGGGUUGCUACCUAUGUAAUUACAGACAGAAACAGAACACCUACGACUUCGACUGCAAAUACGGCCCCAUCUCUCAUAACAACAAUCUAAUACAGAAAAAUAACAACGAGUAAACGUUUAGUUAUAGGUAAUGUUUCGUUACUUACAUUGUGAUAAAAAAUUAUUUAUAUUUUUAAAACAUUGAGAACAAAAUAUGAUUUAUUAGUACAUUUCAUACUGUUUAUUUUACUCACUUUUUACGAUUAUUUUAUAGCAUAUUACUCGACUGAUUUUUACGUUAUUUUUGCUAUUGAUAAUAGUACGAUUGCUAAUUUAAUUUAUUGAAAGAAGUGGUUAUCGAAAUUGUCAUCAUAGAUACAAAACCAUUUCCCAAAUUAUAUUGGCGUACAUCACCAUUAAAAAAAAUUAGAAUGCACCUUGCUAGAUAAAAAUGUGUUAAAAUCUUUGUUUAAAAAAUUGAAAUAUUUGAAGUACCAUCAAUGUGAUGUUAUGAGGUUUUAACUUUCUAUUGUACUACAAAUAUUUCUUUUAUGAUCUCUUCUUUCAUUUAACAUUAAGUGGUAGCUCACUUGUGCACGAACAUACGAAUAUGUCACCCCCUUUUAAUUAACGUUAAUUAACCAUAAAUUUAAUAACUUGUCUUGAAUAUUUUAAUUGUUUAAUCUCGAGAUUGACGAGAAUACGAUAUCGUAUGUAAAAAUACGCUGUGAUAUGCAAUCGGGCUCGGAUUAAUAAUCUCCUUUGAAACUUUCCGUGUUGGAAAGCUUUUUUUAAUGGACUCCUUGUUUUAUUCUUUUUUCUUUCGCGACGAUAAAUCAUAUUUUACUGUAAAUAUGUUAUAUUCGGUAGGCAGGGUUUUUCUUAAGUAUCCUUUUGUUUUUUUAUUUUAAUCUGAAAACGAUAAUGUGUAAUUUUCUCAAAUUUGUUUACCCCUUUUCUGGAUGUGUAUCCGAAUGAGACAAAAACGGAUCUCAAAAAUAAAAAAAAAAAUAUUUAUGUAAAUUUAUUUAGUAACAUUUAGAUGUGUAGGUAAGGCCUGUUUCUCUCGUAUGUUUUGUUAUUAAUUCAUAAAUAUGUCUUGAACAAAAUUGAAAAAAUCAUUUAUUUAUUAUAAUAGAAUGUAUAGUUCUUUUUGUAAUUUAAGUUAAUUUGACUUUGAUUAGAUAUUUCAAGUAGAUAAUGUUGUAUAUACUUUUUAUAAAUUAAGGUCUCAUUGAUUUAAAUAUUGUUAAAAAUAGUUUUUAAAAGAUAUGUUUGUUUAUAUUGUUCCUAUUAAAGACUAAUGUAUGUGUAAUGUAAUCCAGUAUUUGAAGUUAGUAUUGCUUAAACAAACUUUAGUUGUAAGCCUUUGUCUAGAUUAUUUAUUCUUGUAAAUAUUCAUUAUGGUAAUAAAAUUGUUCAUUUAA